CAGGGACACGCUGAUUCCUGGCGAAAGUGCAGCGAGGGCACCGUUCUCUGUUCCAGACCAGGCUACGACGACAGAGAAAAUGACCUCUUCCUCUGUGACACCAACACCUGUAAAUUUGACGGGGAGUGCUUAAGGAUUGGAGACACUGUGACUUGCGUCUGUCAGUUCAAGUGCAACAGCGACUACGUGCCGGUGUGCGGCUCCAACGGGGAGAGCUACCAGAACGAGUGCUACCUGCGCCAGGCGGCCUGCAAGCAGCAGAGCGAGAUACUCGUGGCGGCGGAGGGCUCGUGCGCCACCGAUGCAGGAUCCGGAUCUGGAGAUGGAGUCCACGAAGGCUCAGGAGAGACCAGCCAGAAGGAGACGUCCACCUGUGACAUUUGCCAGUUCGGUGCGGAAUGUGACGAAGAUGCCGAGGAUGUCUGGUGUGUGUGCAACAUUGACUGUUCUCAGACCAACUUCAACCCCCUCUGCGCCUCCGACGGGAAGUCCUACGAUAACGCCUGUCAGAUCAAGGAGGCGUCGUGUCAGAAGCAGGAGAAAAUCGAAGUCCUGUCGCUGGGUCGAUGUCAAGACAACACAACUACAACUACUAAAUCUGAAGAUGGACAUUAUGCAAGAACAGAUUACGCAGAGAAUGCUAACAAAUUGGAAGAAAGUGCCCGAGAACACCACAUCCCCUGCCCGGAACAUUACAACGGCUUCUGCAAGCACGGGAAGUGCGAACACUCCAUCAACACGCAGGAGCCAUCCUGCAGGUGUGACGCCGGCUACACGGGCCCGCACUGUGACAAGAAGGACUACAGUGUGCUGUACGUGGUGCCCGGGCCCGUGCGCUUCCAGUACGUGCUCAUCGCGGCCGUGAUCGGGACGGUGCAGAUCGCUGUCAUCUGCGUGGUGGUGCUGUGCAUCACAAGGAAAUGCCCCAGAAGCAACAGAAUUCACAGACAGAAGCAAAACACAGGGCACUACAGUUCGGACAACACAACGAGGGCGUCCACACGGUUGAUCUGAAGGGAGCAUGUCGCACAGUGAGUGGCCGGACCGCCGAGAGCUUGGACUACACAUACAGUAUUCUAGACAAAAGAGUAAGACAAGAGAUCUACACAUGUUGCCUUGCAUUUGUGGUAAUCUACACCAAUGAAAACACGUCCUACAGCUAUAUUUGAUUAUGUAUGGAUAUAUUUGAAAUAGUAUACAUUGUCUUGAUGUUUUUCUGUAAUGUAAAUAAACUAUUUAUAUCACACAAUAUAGUUUUUUCUUUCCCAUGUAUUUGUUAUAUAUAAUAAAUACUCAGUGAUGAGAAAAAA
Messenger RNA from Myotis brandtii (Brandt's bat), 1310 nucleotides. It is a transcript of the gene TMEFF2, whose product is annotated as transmembrane protein with EGF-like and two follistatin-like domains 2. The annotation marks the transcript as partial. The record is from RefSeq and is a predicted model, not a curated record. The transcript is spliced from 10 exons. NCBI's taxonomy places the organism in Eukaryota, Metazoa, Chordata, Mammalia, Chiroptera, Vespertilionidae. Gene Ontology annotation, molecular function: protein binding.